AUGGCUGCCCGCUCGCCCGCAACCGCUCCCGCCCGGCCCUCCGCGGCGCUGCAGCGGCUCCUCUCCGAGUCCCCGCCGAGGCCGCCGCAGCGGCCGUCCGAGCUCGCCCUGAUCAAGCAGACGCUCUCCGACCUCCAGCUCCACCGCGGCGGGACCGCCAACGACGAGACGCGGCAGCUCAUCAGCUGGCUCUACGAAAAGGUCGGCCUGCUGCAGCGCGCCUUCCACUCGCUGUCGGACGUCCUGGUCGAGGAGGUGGACGCGCUGCGCGUGCGCGCGGGCGCACACGAGGCGCUGAUGGACAGCGUCAUGGCCCAGGCCGCCGAGGUUGCGCUGAUCAAGCAGGAGGCGCGCGCCGAGAGGUCGCAGCGCGCCAAGCUGGAGGAGCGGCUUCUUGCGCUCGAGCAGCGCGUGGGCGAGCAGGACGCGCUGCUCGAGGAGCAGGCCUCGGCGCUCAAGCGGCUGCGGUACCGUCUGCCGCAGGCGCUCGAGCCGCGCGCGGAGGAGGAGGAGCCGCCGAGGCUCGACCCCCGCUGCGGCGCCUGGCGCGAGCGCGUCCGGGACUGCUCUUGCGCAGCGGCGGACGCGGAGGGCGGGUGCUGCGGCGGUGGGCCGAGCGGCGGCGGCGGCUCCGGCGGCGGCAGCCCGAGCGGCGAGUGGCGGUGGGGCGGCGGAGAGGCGGGGCAGCGCGUGCGGCAGUACCGUGCCCCACCCUGAGCACAUGCACCCCGCCCUCGACGACGGGCGCGGGACGGAGAUUGGUUAUGUGUGGCUUAGCGCUGCGCGCUCGAAGUGAGAAAGAAAAGAGAGAAGAAUAUC
Messenger RNA from Emiliania huxleyi CCMP1516, 819 nucleotides. RefSeq lists its product as hypothetical. The record is from RefSeq and is a predicted model, not a curated record. The coding region runs from base 1 to 717 and encodes 238 amino acids. Lineage: Eukaryota; Haptophyta; Isochrysidales; Noelaerhabdaceae. The transcript is spliced from 4 exons.